GAGCAAAAUUGUGGAAUUUGAGAUGGAAUUUCACAGAAGGAGAAGGGAUUGACUGUCUACGGUAGUCGACGGUGACGGUAGUGUACCCAAAGAUGGGAUGAGAUGAGAUGAGAUUGUUGGUUGGGUGUCUGAGUGUCGGUGACGGUGUCAGUUCAGUUCAAGUCAGUUCAGUGUCGGUUUGUCGUUGGAAUAACGAACGAGGCGAGCCGACGCGCAAGGUGGGACGGGAUCCCCCCAUAAUUUCCUUCCAGGGGGUUUUCUUCUUGGCCAAUCACGGAGGAUGUUCAUCCCCGCGGUCAUUCACCGGCCAAUUAUCCAGAACUAACUGUAAAAGGAUGACGCCCCAUGUAACACUCCCUUUGACUCCCGCAAUUCACCACCAUUGACCACGUUGUAAUUAAAGUAAUUACUCCAAUCAGUUAGUCACCCUACCUACAUCUUUGUUCCGUCGUACAGCGUAUAAACCUCUUCUUAAGUAUUGAUUGCU
This is a messenger RNA of Aaosphaeria arxii CBS 175.79, 487 nucleotides long. RefSeq lists its product as uncharacterized. The coding region runs from base 108 to 386 and encodes 92 amino acids. Lineage: Eukaryota; Fungi; Ascomycota; Dothideomycetes; Pleosporales. The transcript has a single exon. The record is from RefSeq and is a predicted model, not a curated record.